GGAAAAAAAAUCUGGCGCGAAUGGGAGUAGCAAGCAGCCAGGAAUUAAGGAUAGCACGACGAGCAGCAACACGAACCAACCGCCAACCAAACCGCGGGCGCCUGCACGGGCACGACGAUGAUGAUGAUGAGGGCUCUCCCCACCGCCGCCGGCCGCGGCUCCGCCGUCGCCGUCGCCUGCGCCUCGCCGGCCGUCCCCCGGCGGUCGCUGCUACUCUCCACCGCCGCCGCGGCGCUGCAGGCAGAGCCGGUGAGGCUGAGCCGGAGCGCGGCCGGCGCCUCCGCGAAGCUCCGGGCCUCGCCGCCGGACGCCGCGCAGGCGGCGACGGCGGCGGCGUUCGCCAGCACGGAGGAGGCGUUCGCCUGGGCCAAGAACGACAACCGGCGUCUCCUCCACGUCGUCUACCGCGUCGGCGACCUCGACAGAACAAUCAAGUUCUACACGGAGUGCCUUGGGAUGAAGCUGCUGCGGAAGCGCGACAUCCCGGAGGAGAAGUACACCAACGCCUUCCUCGGCUACGGCCCGGAGGACUCCCACUUCGUCGUCGAGCUCACCUACAACUAUGGAGUCGACAAGUACGACAUUGGGGCUGGCUUCGGCCACUUCGGCAUCGCCGUCGACGACGUGGCGAAGACGGUGGAGCUGAUAAGGGCGAAGGGAGGGAAGGUGACCAGGGAGCCUGGCCCCGUGAAGGGCGGCAAGACGGUGAUCGCCUUCGUGGAGGACCCAGACGGCUACAAGUUUGAGAUCCUCGAGAGGCCGGGGACUCCGGAGCCCCUGUGCCAGGUCAUGCUCCGCGUCGGCGAUCUCGACCGUGCCAUAAGCUUCUACGAGAAGGCCUAUGGCAUGGAGCUGCUACGGAAGAGGGACAACCCUGAAUACAAGUACACGGUGGCGAUGAUGGGGUACGGCCCUGAGGACAAGAACGCCGUGCUGGAGCUGACAUACAACUACGGCGUCGCUGAAUAUGACAAGGGAAAUGCAUACGCGCAGAUAGCGAUCGGAACCGACGAUGUGUACAAGACGGCGGAGGUGGUGAAGCUGUCGGGAGGGCAGGUGGUGCGCGAGCCGGGGCCGCUGCCGGGGAUCAGCACCAAGAUCACGUCCAUCCUGGACCCUGACGGCUGGAAAUCGGUGUUUGUCGACAACAUUGACUUUACCAGGGAACUGGAGUAAACAUGUGCAGAAGCUGGGUUCCGCUUGUGUUUGUUCAAUGACUCAUGACCAGAUAAAUGAUGAGUCUUUCUUUGUUACAAUGACUGUACAUGAGUCCAGACUCUAGAAUUUUAUGUCUGAAAAAAAUAAUAAUAAACAGAGGCGGCAUGAGGUUUUGACAAACAGAGCAAAAA
Molecule: messenger RNA, 1349 nt
Organism: Oryza brachyantha (malo sina)
Lineage: Eukaryota; Viridiplantae; Streptophyta; Magnoliopsida; Poales; Poaceae
Product: probable lactoylglutathione lyase, chloroplastic
Exons: 9
Coding region: 118-1176 (352 amino acids)
Cellular component (GO): cytoplasm
Molecular function (GO): lactoylglutathione lyase activity; metal ion binding
Source: RefSeq, a predicted model, not a curated record